CGCCUUCAGGAACAAUUAACUGCAGACAACCUUCCCGAGAUGUACGACACGUGUGUUCUCUUUGAAGACACCAGUCUCCUUCAUAAGUGCACCAAGAUCUUGCAGGUGUAUUCUUCUGAUGUAUUAACCUCACCACAUAUUGGCGAGUUGAGUCAAAAUUCAUUUCGACACAUACUGCAGCAGAAGCUAAACAUUUCUUCUGAAGUUACUGUGUUUAAUGCAGUAGUUUUGUGGGGUAAAGCACAGCUGAGGAAGGGUACAGAGGACAGGGACAGCCUGCGUCAGGUGACAGAAGAGUUACUCAUCCAUGUGAGGUUCCUCACCAUGACUACUGAUGAGAUGACAGAGUAUGUCCUGCCAACUGGGAUCCUGACCCCAGAAGAGACUUCUGCUAUUCUUUUGAACAUAAAGAAUGUGAAAAAUGUGAAACUACCAGCUGAAUUCUCCAGGAACAGAAAGAAAAGAAAUGUCUGCUUUGACAGAAGUUUCCUUAGGACGAUUACAUUUAAGCCCAAUAAUAAAAGUAUGAAAAGCUCCUACCAAAAAGCAGACGAGAAUUUUGUAGAAGACCUCACUGUUUCUAGGGUAAUUUAUCUUAAGAGCAUUGUAGAUCAUGGAAACAUAUUACAUAAUAAUUCAGAGGUAACAAUAGAGGGUUAUUGGCCCAACACCGACGGUGAUGCUGUGGUGGAGACCGGCAGAGUCAUAAACAGAGCAGUUGAGUUUAAAAAGCCUGUCAAACUCACCAAAGAUAGUAAGUAUAUUAUCUCUGCAAAACAAGAAAAUUCGGAGAUUCGGAAAAAUCACUGUUGCUAUGAAUAUGAACCAUCAACAGAUGGUUCAUUCGAAUUCGAUUCAGAGCCUGAAUUCGAAUUCGAUUCAGACUCUGAAUCUUGUGUAGAAGAGAGAGACUACACUUAUUCUAAUAAAAAUGGAAAUGUGGUUCUAAAAGGAAAUUUUCUAAUAAUUUCAGAAGGUCUGACAUUUCAUUACUUUUGCCUUGAUAAUUAAAAAUAACUGACCUUGACUCUAAGAGUCCUGUGAUGAGCACAAGGCAAAAGAAAGAACCAAGGGCAAUGACUAAAGACUCUGUGGCCAAAAAUAUUCCAUGAAAUCUGAAAAGUUACCACAGACUGUCAUUGAGAAAUGACACAAGCCAGCAUUUGUUAUAGUCACAGAGAAUUACCAUAAGUAGGGUAGGGUAGGCACUAGAAUUUUGCAAAUUAUUUUUUGUAUAUUUGUGUAAAAUACAGUGGGGCCUCGACUUACGAAUUUAAUUCGUUACCAGAGGCCGGGUCAUAAGUCGAAACAAAUUUUCCCAUAAGAAAUAGUGUAAAUUGAAUUAGUUCCACACCCCCAAAAAUAUUAACUUAAAAAUACAUUUUAUACUGAAUACAACUUUCUUUCUAUCUACAAUAUAGUAUGUUUAUCUUACCUAUAUAUGAGUAUGCUUGUUAGCGUAUGGAAGACAGGGAGGAGAGGUGUUACUGUUUAGAAGAAGAGUCCCCUUCCAUUAUUACAUCAGGCAGUGAUAACUUCUAUGAGGUACACACACUCCUACAUUUUUGCCUGCAUUCCACCAGGAUCUGGUUGUAGUUCACUGCUUGUCUGUCUCACUAAAAACCUUUUCAUAGAGAAUUGUUUUCCAUACGUUUUAAUUUUUGUCUGUAGUGAGGUAUCAGUGUCAAUCUCAGCAAACACAAAACGUGUUGAAAACUUUCAUCUAACUCCUCCCAUAGGUGUAGGAAUAACUUGUAUUGAGAAUGGUGCAGGAGAGUAUUUGAGAAACUUUUAAUCCAAAAAUCCAAACAUAUAGGUUUUAUAAUAUAUGGUUUUUCCUAGAACUAUUUUGUUCCUAAUCUAUUACAAAUAGUUUUUACAUGUUUAAAUAUAAAAUUUAUGGUGUUUUUUGUAAAAUU
This is a messenger RNA of Procambarus clarkii (red swamp crayfish), 1919 nucleotides long. Lineage: Eukaryota; Metazoa; Arthropoda; Malacostraca; Decapoda; Cambaridae. The record is from RefSeq and is a predicted model, not a curated record.